Molecule: messenger RNA, 3713 nt
Organism: Hemicordylus capensis (graceful crag lizard)
Lineage: Eukaryota; Metazoa; Chordata; Lepidosauria; Squamata; Cordylidae
Gene: SKOR2
Product: SKI family transcriptional corepressor 2
Exons: 9
Coding region: 170-3001 (943 amino acids)
Biological process (GO): negative regulation of BMP signaling pathway; negative regulation of transcription by RNA polymerase II
Cellular component (GO): nucleus; transcription regulator complex
Molecular function (GO): SMAD binding; RNA polymerase II cis-regulatory region sequence-specific DNA binding; DNA-binding transcription factor activity, RNA polymerase II-specific
Source: RefSeq, a predicted model, not a curated record
GGUAAUCAAACUGGAGGACACCCGGGAGGAACUAUCGCUCGGAAAUGUAACCACCGCCCCACCGCUAGGCUAGAAUGAGGAGCCCCGCCGUUAUUUGCCAAGUUCUAUUCCAAACCGUUGCCCAAACCUUUUCUGUUGGGUGCAGACAGUUUGUGGCCAGGAAGGACUGAUGCUAGCUUGCCGAGGAGCCUCGAGGGGCCCGGGCACCAUGGCCAGCAGCCCUUUGCCAGGCCCCACCGACCUGCUCCUGGCCGCCCCGUCCAACGCCUUCUCCGCCGCGGACUCGCUGAGCCAAGCGCAGCCCCCGCCGCCGCCGCCCCCGCGGGGCUCCACCCACUCGAGCGCCAUGAAGCCCAACCAGGUGGGUCAGGUGAUCCUCUACGGCAUCCCCAUCGUGUCGCUGGUGAUCGACGGGCAGGAGCGGCUGUGCCUGGCGCAGAUCUCCAACACGCUGCUGAAGAACUUCAGCUACAACGAGAUCCACAACCGUCGGGUGGCGCUGGGCAUCACCUGCGUGCAGUGCACCCCGGUGCAGCUGGAGAUCCUGCGGCGGGCCGGGGCCAUGCCCAUCUCGUCGCGGCGCUGCGGCAUGAUCACCAAGCGCGAAGCCGAGCGCCUCUGCAAGUCCUUCCUGGGCGAGAACCGGCCGCCCAAGCUGCCGGACAACUUCGCCUUCGACGUGUCGCACGAGUGCGCCUGGGGCUGCCGCGGCAGCUUCAUCCCGGCGCGCUACAACAGCUCGCGGGCCAAGUGCAUCAAGUGCAGCUACUGCAGCAUGUACUUCUCGCCCAACAAGUUCAUCUUCCACUCGCACCGCACGCCCGACGCCAAGUACACGCAGCCCGACGCCGCCAACUUCAACUCCUGGCGGCGCCACCUCAAGCUCACCGACAAGACCCCGCAGGACGAGCUGGUCUUCGCCUGGGAGGACGUCAAGGCCAUGUUCAACGGCGGCAGCCGCAAGCGGGCCCUCCCGCAGGCCUCGCAGGCCCACCACCAGCCCGGCGGCGGCGGCCCGGCGGGCCACUGCCACCCGCUGGGCUCCGUCAAGGCGGCCGUGGUGGGCGUCGGGGGAGGCCUGCUGAGCCCCCACCUCCUGGCAGCGCCGCCGCCUCCGCCUCCGCCGGAUCUCCACCAGAAGCGAGGCCGCUUCGACGACGACGACGACCUGCAAGAAGCCGUGGCUGCCGCGGCGGCGGCAGCAGCGGCGGCGGCCCACGGAGGCAGCGGCAAGACGCCGCGGAGCUACCCGGUCAUCCCGGUGCCCAGCAAGGGGUCCUCCUUCGGGGGCGUCUUGCAGAAGUUUCCCGGCUGCGGGGGGCUCUUCCCGCACCCCUACGGCUUCCCCGCGGCGGCCUUCAGCCUCUGCCACAAGAAGGAGGACUCCGACGGCUUGGGCGUGGCGGGGCAAGGGGGGCCCGCGGGACACAAAGCGGCCGGGGGCGCCCCGACGGCAGGAGCCGGACUCUCGGGGCUUUUCUGGCCCGGCACCAGGAAGGACGCUGCCGCGGCCGCCGCGGCUUUCUACCCGCCUUUCUGCAUGUUCUGGCCGCCUCGCGCCCCGGGGGGGCUCCCGGGCCUGCCCACCUACCUGCAGCCUCCCCCGCAGCCCCCCAGCUGCUCGGCCUUGGGAGGGGAGAGCCCCAGUUUGCUGCGCCAAGCCUUCCUGGACCUGGCGGACCCCAGCAGCGAGGCGGGAGCGGCUGGGCUGGGCACGCCUCCCGCGGCCGCCGCCCCCCAGGCUAGCAGCGGCACUGGCAGCACCAGGGAGCACCCGCGGGGCUUCGAGGGCGGCGGCGAGGCGGCCUGUUCUCCCGGGGCAGAGGGAGGAGGGCCCCGCGGCGCCGCGGCUCACCAGCCCCACCCGCUGGAAGGGCAGCCCCGGGGCAAAGGGGCCUCCUCCUACCACCACUCCAGCGCCUUCCGUCCAGUGGGGGGCAAAGAGGACUCUGAGAGCCUGGCCAAGCUCCACCACCACCACCAGCCCCGCUCCUCGGCCUCUCCCCCGCCUCUCCUGCUCUUGCCCCCCGAGCCGGAGCAAGGGGGCUGCGAUCGUCCCCACCAGCCCUCGGGGCACCGCCUCCUCUCCCCGGGGGGCACCAGCUGCAGCUACCCCAGCGAGGACAGCAGUGAGGAGGAGGAGGAGGAGGAGGAGGAGGAAGAAGAAGAGCCGGAGGUGGACGUUGAGAGUCAUAAACAGCCCGACGAGGAGGAAGAAGAGGAGGAGGAGGAAGAAGAGGAGGAGGAGGGCGAGCAGGGCGGGGUGGAUCCCGUCGGGGUGGCCAGCCGCUACCUCCAGAGCCGGGGACUGACGGACAAGGGAGCAGUCCGGGAAAGAUCGAACGCUCCGGCCGCUGCCCCGUCGGGGCCUUUCCCUCUGGCCUCCUGCAGGCCGACCCAAGAGGAGGAGAAACCCGGUUGCCCCCAUUCGGAGCAGCUGCUGGCUCUUCCUCCUCCUCCUCCUCCUGCUCUGCCCACCUGCCCCCCAAAAGCGGGGAGCAGCGGCGGGAGCAGCCCAGCGCACCAUCCAUCAGCCGAGGAGCAGCCGCCGCCCCCUUACAAAGAUAUUCAGAAAAGCAAGGAAGGAAAUCAAGUUGUCGUCGUAUCCGCCAAGGAAGACAACUUCUCAGAUAAGAGCAAGGAGCACACUUUUUUCAUCACAGACUCUGAACAUGCAGGAGGAGACUUUUGGAGGAAUAUAGCAGGCGAACCCAUACAGGAAACCAAUUCACCUCAUUCGCUGAAAAAGGAUGUAGAGAACAUGGGGAAAGAAGAACUUCAGAAGGUCUUGUUCGAACAGAUUGACUUGCGGAGGAGGCUAGAGCAGGAGUUCCAGGUCCUCAAAGGCACAGCUUCUUUUCCAGUCUUCAAUAAUUUUCAAGAUCAGAUGAAGCGGGAGUUGGCCUACAGAGAAGAAAUGGUGCAACAGUUACAAAUCAUCCCCUAUGCAGCAAGCUUCAUCAGGAAAGAAAAACUCAGCACACAUCUCAGCAAAAGCUAAAAGCAGGAGCACUGUAUCCUCUUGUAAGAUACCAUCCAUCACUCUGAAUUCAGACUUAUCUAAAAACUGAAGAAUGGAAGGGCUUUGGGUAGUUUAAAAAGAAAGAAAGAAAAUUUAAAAAGCAGGUUCCAUUGAACCCAAGGACAAGUGACCUCAAAGCUUCAUAGACAACCAUGUAAAUUAGAAUGUAGCAGCCAUUGAUUAAUUUUAAAAAGGGUAAGGGGAAGAAUUGGAAUAAUUCAAGGAUGCCUGUCUUGGAUCUUUUGAGUGGUACCAAAGUUUGGUUUGGCGUUUUUAGCAGGACUCCUGAACUUGAUAGAAACUGUGACAAGGCUUUGAUCCAGUCGUGUGGAUACACCCAAGCAAAGAACCUCCUGGUGCUUCGCACGCCAUGAAAGUGUCCAAGGAUUCAGCUGUGUUUUGCUUUUGAAGAAUGAUUCUUCUGUGGAAAGGAGUGCAAUUCAGGCUAGCAUUGCAUUGCAGCGUAUUGACGGAAGAGCAUUAGCCAUAUACAGUGCUUUCUAAAAGCAGACUGGAACAUUCGAGGAUCCCCACCUCCCCACCCACUCCCUGCUUCCCACAAUCUUUCCAGUUCUCUUCUGGUAUUUUGCCUGCUGUAUGAAUGAAGAUUGUACUCUUCUGGAAAUAUUUUACAAUUUAUUAUUGAGUGUAAUUAAAAAUAUAACCACUGAGAUUAAAAAAAGGUAUUUAA